Messenger RNA from Plasmodium coatneyi, 804 nucleotides. RefSeq lists its product as uncharacterized. The transcript has a single exon. The coding region runs from base 1 to 804 and encodes 267 amino acids. Lineage: Eukaryota; Apicomplexa; Aconoidasida; Haemosporida; Plasmodiidae. The record is from RefSeq and is a predicted model, not a curated record.
AUGAAACCCUUGCCCCUUUCCGCGUUGGUCACCCUCCUUUUCGCAACUCUCCUACGCGUAAAAUGCAUUAAAAAAACUCCCCAGGGGAGGUAUCCCCAUUUGGCAUACCCCCCGAACAGUGAGCACAAGGGGAAAAGCAGCAUCAAUGAAUAUGCCUUCAUUGGGAUUGCAAAAAGGAAGUAUGAUUUGUCACAUUUCAGGAAAAAUAAAAUAACUCCCAAUGAUCAACAUGUUGUGAAAAAACAGAACAAUGUGCAUGUCUUAUAUUUACACGAUUGGGAAAAUGGAAAGGGACAAGUGAAGAACAAUCAUAUAAAUACGAAAGACAAAAAUUGGUGGAGUAAAGCAACAUCCAAAUUGUUAUUAAUAUUUAACAGAAAUUGCUUGACCAGAUUCCUCUGCGUGGGUACCUUCUGUUUAGCCCUCUACCCAGCAUACACCUUUUUAGUAAACAAAAAAAUUGAACUCGCCAUUACAAAUAUUUUGAAAGAAAACUUUCUGUGUGUGGGUAUUCCUCAAAAAAUCAAAAGGUAUUUUUUUUCCAUUUCGUUUGGUGAAUUCAGAUCAUCUCCAUUUUUCUUGUCCACAAUUUUGGUUGCAUCCUACUCCUUGUACAUCAUUUUUAAGGUUUAUAUAGAAAAAAAAAGGGAGGCCACACGGAUGAAGUCUGCAAUUGAAGCUUACAACAAGAGUAGAGAGGAGUAUAUAAACACCGGCAGGGAUUCCUCAGAGGACAGUGACCACGAUGUGGAUUAUUUCGAUUACGCAGAUGAGGAGGGCGAUUUCGGGAAGGACCCCUACUGA